Molecule: messenger RNA, 642 nt
Organism: Annulohypoxylon maeteangense
Lineage: Eukaryota; Fungi; Ascomycota; Sordariomycetes; Xylariales; Hypoxylaceae
Product: 40S ribosomal protein S5
Exons: 4
Coding region: 1-642 (213 amino acids)
Biological process (GO): translation; ribosomal small subunit assembly
Cellular component (GO): cytosolic small ribosomal subunit; ribosome
Molecular function (GO): structural constituent of ribosome; mRNA binding; rRNA binding
Source: RefSeq, a predicted model, not a curated record
AUGUCUGAAACCGGCGAGGUCGAGGUCGAGUCCACCACCUACCAGGUCCUUCCUAAGGACGUCACCUCCGAGAUUGGCAGCAUCAAGCUGUUCAACCGAUGGAGCUACGAGGAUGUUGAGAUUCGCGAUAUUUCUUUGACCGAUUACAUUCAGAUCCGAUCCCCCGUCUACAUCCCCCAUUCCGCAGGUCGUUAUGCCGCGAAGCGAUUCCGCAAGGCCAACUGCCCCAUCAUUGAGCGAUUGACCAACUCUCUGAUGAUGCACGGCCGCAACAACGGCAAGAAGCUUAUGGCUGUCCGAAUCGUCGCUCACUCUUUCGAAAUCAUUCACCUGAUGACCGACCAAAACCCCAUCCAGAUCGCCGUCGAUGCUAUCGUCAACUGCGGUCCCCGAGAAGACAGCACUCGUAUCGGUUCCGCUGGUACCGUCCGACGACAGGCCGUCGAUGUGUCCCCUCUCCGACGAGUCAACCAGGCCAUCGCCCUCCUCACCACCGGUGCCCGUGAGGCUUCUUUCCGCAACGUCAAGUCUAUUGCCGAAUGCCUGGCUGAGGAGCUGAUCAACGCUGCCAAGGGAAGCAGCAACUCCUAUGCCAUCAAGAAGAAGGACGAGCUGGAGCGUGUGGCCAAGAGCAACCGAUAA